Komagataella phaffii GS115 is the source of this 1083-nucleotide messenger RNA. Its product is annotated as 3-deoxy-D-arabino-heptulosonate-7-phosphate (DAHP) synthase. The record is from RefSeq and is a predicted model, not a curated record. Lineage: Eukaryota; Fungi; Ascomycota; Pichiomycetes; Pichiales; Pichiaceae. Gene Ontology annotation, biological process: aromatic amino acid biosynthetic process. Gene Ontology annotation, molecular function: 3-deoxy-7-phosphoheptulonate synthase activity. The transcript has 2 exons. Gene Ontology annotation, cellular component: cytoplasm. The coding region runs from base 1 to 1083 and encodes 360 amino acids.
AUGACCUCCACACCAGUUCAAGAAGAAUACGACGAUGUACGUAUAGCGGGAUAUGACCCAUUGGUUUCCCCUGCUCUGCUUCAACAGGAGAUUCCUGCCACCAAAGUUGCUCUUCAAACCGUGGUUAAAGGGAGAAAAGAUGCCAUGAACGUAGUUUCCCUGAAAGAUGACAGAUUAUUGGUAGUUGUCGGACCAUGUUCCAUCCAUGACAGUGACGCCGCUCUCGAGUACGUUGCCAGGUUGAAGGCUUUGAGCGAAGAGCUCAAAGAUGAACUGGUUAUCAUCAUGAGGGCCUACUUGGAAAAACCAAGAACUACCGUCGGAUGGAAAGGUUUGAUCAAUGACCCAGAUUUGGACAACAGUUUCAGCAUCAAUAAGGGUCUUAAGAUUAGUAGAAAGUUGUUUGUUGACCUGACCAACAGCGGUAUGCCUAUUGCCAGUGAAAUGUUGGACACAAUUUCCCCUCAAUACUUGGCUGAUUUGCUAUCUUUCGGUGCCAUCGGUGCCAGAACAACUGAGUCACAGCUUCACAGAGAGCUGGCAUCAGGACUUAGCUUCCCCAUCGGAUUCAAGAAUGGAACUGAUGGUACCUUGGAUGUUGCUCUUGAUGCUGUUCAAGCUGCUUCUCAUGCUCAUCACUUCAUGGGUGUCACGAAGCACGGUAUUGCUGCCAUCACGACCACAAAGGGUAAUGAAUACUGUUUCGUCAUUCUUAGAGGAGGUAAGAAGGGUACGAACUACGAUCCUGAAUCUGUGGCCGAGGCAAAGGCAAAGUUACCUGCUGACGGUGUUCUGAUGAUUGACUGUUCCCACGGAAACUCCAACAAGGAUUACAGAAACCAACCAAAGGUCUCCAAGGUGGUUGCCGAUCAGGUCGCUGCUGGUGAAGACCGUAUUAUUGGAGUAAUGAUCGAAUCCAACAUCAAUGAAGGUAAGCAAUCCAUUCCAGCUGAAGGAAGAAAGGCUCUUAAGUAUGGUGUUUCUGUCACUGACGGCUGUGUCUCGUGGGAAACUACCGACGCUAUGUUGAGAGAACUUGCUGAAGCUGUUCAAAAAAGAAGAGCAUUAAAGAACGCUGCUUAG